This is a messenger RNA of Anolis carolinensis (green anole), 3099 nucleotides long. It is a transcript of the gene nudt12, whose product is annotated as nudix hydrolase 12. The transcript has 7 exons. Gene Ontology annotation, molecular function: metal ion binding; protein binding; NADH pyrophosphatase activity. The coding region runs from base 142 to 1539 and encodes 465 amino acids. Gene Ontology annotation, cellular component: cytosol; peroxisome. Lineage: Eukaryota; Metazoa; Chordata; Lepidosauria; Squamata; Anolidae. Gene Ontology annotation, biological process: NADP+ catabolic process; NAD+ catabolic process. The record is from RefSeq and is a predicted model, not a curated record.
GUAGGUCCUUUGGGAGAACUACAGUUCCCAGGAUGCCUUUCUUCUCCACCAUGAUGCGGGGGAGGAGCGUCCUAGAGAACCCGGAAGUGUCGGCGGAUUGCUGGAGGCGAGGUGACUUCUGCAGGUUUCCUGGGCCAGAUAAUGGCAGAUAUCCAAAGAAAUCCAAAACAACAAUUAAUUUUUGAGCUUCACAAUUUAGCUGCUAUUGGAGACAAGGCCAGGCUUGUGGCUCUGCUCAGUCAUUCCCCAUCCCUUAUCAAUGAAACUGCAAAGAACGGUUGGACGGCAUUGAUGUUUGCUGCUAGAAAUGGGCACUUUGACAUUGUACAGGUUCUUCUUGAGAAAGGGUGUGACAAGUCCAUAUCCAAUGCGUCAAGCCAGACUGCACUGGACAUCGCUCGGUUUUGGGGUUAUAAGAACAUAGCUAAUUUGUUAGCUAAUAUGAAGGCUGGAAUGGAGCCAUUUUUCCUCAACAGUCAAACCAGAGAGCAUGAAAACUACUUUUGCAGGACAUUUCUGGAUAGGAAGAGUGAGAAGAGGACAGAUGUUAAAUGGCUAAAUGCAAAACAGAAGCUGCCAACUACAGUAUAUGUUCUUUUUUCUAAUUUAAAUCCAUUGGUUGUAUCAGAGCAAGGUGAAGAAGAUAAUUUCCAAUCUCCAAAAGCUAAACUUUUUCGACUUCACUAUAAAGAUGUAAAAGAAUUCCUGGAACACACUGAAACCAUCACAUUGAUUUUUCUUGGAGUAGAACUUGAACUGAGAGGUAGCUUACUUCCAACUUUGAAUGGGAAAGAUUCUAAUGAAGAUGAAGAUGAUGGACUAGUUGCUUGGUUUUCUCUCAGUUUAGAUGCUACUUCUGCUGACAAGUUUGUACAGAAACAUCAGAGCUGUUAUUUCCUUCAGCCACCCAUGCCUGCAUUGUUACAAUUGUCUGAAAACGAAGCUGGAGUCGUUGCCCAAGCUAGAUCUGUUUUAGCAUGGGACAGCCGAUAUCAGUUUUGUCCAACAUGUGGCAGUGCAACCAAAUUAGAAGAUGGAGGCUACAGAAAAUCUUGCUUGAUGGAAGAUUGUGCCAGCCACAAGGGGAUUCACAAUACGUGCUACCCAAGAGUUGAUCCUGUAGUGAUAAUGCAAGUUAUUCAUCCAGAUGGUAACCAUUGUCUUCUGGGAAGAAAGAAUACAUUUCCCCAAGGCCUGUUUAGUUGCCUUGCUGGAUUUGUUGAGCCUGGUGAGACAAUUGAAAAUGCUGUUCGAAGAGAAGUAAAGGAGGAAAGUGGAGUUAAAGUAGGCCAUGUUCGGUAUGUCUCCUGUCAACCAUGGCCGAUGCCCUCCUCCCUAAUGAUUGGGUGCAUAGCAGCUGCAGUGUCUACAGAAAUUAAAGUUGACAACAUUGAACUAGAAGAUGCCUGCUGGUUCAGUAGAGAACAGGUCAUUGAACUUCUCAAUAAAAGGAACAAGGGAGCUUUUGUUGUGCCACCACAACAAGCCAUUGCUCACCAGUUGAUAAAGCACUGGAUUGGAACGAGUGCCAAUCUUUAAAUCAAGGAAGUUUAUUAACCACAGCUGUACGUGCACUUACAUUUUCAAAUUAAAUUGUAUAUUAUUAAUUACCCAUUGUUGUUUAUGCAUCCCAUAAAUUUGGAGUCUGAAUUCUUUACCCCGACCCCCCCCCCCCCCCCCAAAUAAACUUUCAAACUCUUGAGGAUCUGAUACCACUUAUAUUUGGGAGAGUUGGAGAAAAGUGAGAGAAAAGUGGAAGUAGAAAAAGAAUUGAACAAGUCAUAGAACUGAUUUACUUCAGCUUCAUCUUUUAUAGAUGUCAGGCCUUUCCUGCAGAUAGAGUACAAAAACCACAGAUACGAAUUGUGGGAUCCAAGAGGGGGGAAAGUGUCAUGCCAAUUUUAUUAAUUCAUUCAGAUCUGGUUGUUCUUAAUGUUAUUCUUGCUUAGAACAGAUUUUAACUUUCUCAAACUUUCUCAUAGGUGAAAUGAUUCCAUCUAAAGGCUUUCAGCCAUUCUGAAUGGAUAAAACUAUGCUUUCUCUGAUCUUAAAAAGCAUUACAAAGAGUCAGUGUUUUUAUGCAUUGCAGCAGGCCUUUAAAAUUGGCACAUGGAUACCUAUAUUUCAGAUAUUUUUAUAAUUUUAAGAAAGAAGUCUUAUGAUCAAAACUGAGAAGGGCGGCAUGUAAUCAGUAAAGUAUCCUCUCUGGGAUCUCUGCUAUAAGCUAGUGUUCUAAGACUUCCGUAUCAGCCAUAUGCUGCUCUAAAAGCCACUUUGAAGUGAUUACUCAAAGGACAGUGCCUUGGGAUUGUUCUGAACAGAGAAUAACACACUAUUACAUCCUAUUAUUUGUGGAACUGGAGUUCGGGCUGUAUAUACACAGCUCAGAUGAGUAAUAUGACUUAGAAGCAAUAAGCUCCCUCUUGUGAUUGCACAGGUAUGUAAUAGUUUAAACUUGCCAGAGAUUUGGCCCACAUGGAGAAGAAUUGUAACGAUUCACCAAUACUUUUCAGUAUAAUAGUCCUAACAGUGAGAAUAUAGAACGCAUCAUGUUGUUUCCAAAUUUGCCUUUUUUUUUCUGAAAAUGGAAUUGUAGCAAAUUACUCACCACUACUGUGUAUUUUAAAGUUUACAUUUAUGAAUUUUUCUUGUUACAUUCUAUAGUUUGAUGCUGUUUUGUUUUACAUUACAUUGUUACAUAACUGCUGUACAUUGCAAAAUCACAGCAUUUACUGAUCACUUUAAGGAGAUGUGGUUUAACUAAAUUGUUUUAAUAAUGACAAUGUUUUACUAUUUUUAUUUUAUAGGUUUUAAAAUUGUAUAUUUUCUAAGGUUGUGAGUCAGUCUGGAUCUCAGUCACUGAGAUAAAAGAGGGGUACAAAUAAAUAAAUGCCCUAUUCUUCAAUUCUGGAGUUGGAUUGUGUGAGGUUAGUCAAAGAAGCGCACCUUACUCACUGGCAAGUGCUCCUCCCCCCAAAUAUUAAACAAUAUAUUUAAAAUGUUAAGUAGCUUAAAAUAUAAUAGAAGUUCCAAUAUUAUUACUGUAUGCAACUAAAAUGUAUCUUUUAAUAAAAACAAAUAAAAUCAUUUUUGAGGAUA